ACAUCCGGUCCGCUAGAUGGCACUACUACAUGAAUCUUCCACUCCAUCUUUAAAGAACAGUUUGGAGUAAAAAGUCGGUAAAAUUGAAUGAACGAACUGUUGUGCGUUGUUUGAGAGCAAGUCAUGCGCAACUUAAGUCUUUCCCUUAACAGAUAGGUAUGAACAGGAAACGGGCUCUGGUUUCAGACACUUUCAAGGUGAAGAAAAGAAAAACUGGAAGCGAAAAAUUUGGAGUUGUGGAUGAUCAUGGAGAUGGACAAGGUGAUAUUAAAUCCACCAUUAUGGACCUGAUGACUCUGUUUCCUAGGAAACUCUUUAAUGAUGCGGUACCUCAAAUUGUGCUAAAGCACCAACUGUACAGCAUACAUGACAAAACAAUGGUUGACAAGGAAGUGAAUAAACUGCGCGAGUCCGGAUCACUGCUGAUGUUCCAGCUUGGCUUUGAUGCAGAAGCUUUUGGACUCGUUUUUGCGUCGGACUACAAGGCCAAAGUUCUGGCGGGAGAGGAGGGGAAAGCGACCCGGGCGACGGUGGAGAAGUUCUUGGAGAAAGUAGUGUCCAAGUGCACAGAUCUGAGCUUCAGCAAAGACAAAAUGCUGAGGGAGUUUCUCUUCACAGAUUCGGAGAUAACGCAGUUGGUGAAAUCCGGAGUGUUGACUGUGAGGGAUGCAGGCAGCUGGUGGCUGUCCAUUCCCAACACUGGCAAAUUCAUCAAGUACUUUAUACAAGGGCGUAAAGCAGUGCUCGGCAUGGUGAAGAAGUCCAAGUAUGGCGAAGUAUUAAAAGAUGACCUAGAACAACGAAGAACAACCUCUCAUGUGAAGUUCCAUAUAAAAUACCACAUCAAUGACAUUGUUGGUGCAGAGCUGGUAGAAAGUGUGCCUACAACUUCAGGGACGUUGUUACGAUAUGUGGACUCGUGAGCUGUCUGAAGUCUCUCAGCUGAAGAGGACAAGUUUCGUUAAAUUAAAAAUGGCUGUAAAUAGUUUGUUUUUUAAAUGGCUGAACUUUUCUUUUAAGUUGGUGCCAAAUGAUCAACUCCACUGAGGUGUUAUGAGAUGUAAAUAUUCACACAACUGUCUGCCUUUGUGUUUUGAUAAAAACUUUUUGUAAUGUGAGA
Oryzias latipes (Japanese medaka) is the source of this 1120-nucleotide messenger RNA. Its product is annotated as winged helix repair factor 1. Gene Ontology annotation, biological process: positive regulation of Ras protein signal transduction. The record is from RefSeq and is a predicted model, not a curated record. Lineage: Eukaryota; Metazoa; Chordata; Actinopteri; Beloniformes; Adrianichthyidae.